CAGCCGCCAUGGCCCAGACACUGCAGAUGGAGAUCCCCAACUUCGGCAACAGCAUCCUGGAGUGCCUCAACGAGCAGCGGCUGCAGGGCCUGUACUGUGACGUGUCGGUCGUGGUCAAGGGCCACGCCUUCAAGGCCCACCGGGCUGUGCUGGCCGCCAGCAGCUCCUACUUUCGGGACCUGUUCAACAGCAGCCGGAGUGCCGUGGUGGAGCUGCCAGCAGCCGUGCAGCCCCAGUCCUUCCAGCAGAUCCUCAGCUUCUGCUACACGGGCCGACUCAGCAUGAACGUGGGUGACCAGUUCCUGCUCAUGUACACGGCCGGCUUCCUGCAGAUCCAGGAGAUCAUGGAGAAGGGCACCGAGUUCUUCCUCAAGGUGAGCUCCCCCAGCUGUGACUCGCAGGGCCUGCACGCUGAGGAGGCCCCGUCGUCUGAGCCCCAGAGCCCCGUGGCACAGACGUCGAGCUGGCCGGCCUGCAGCACCCCGCUGCCCCUCGUGUCAAGGGUGAAGACAGAGCAGCAGGAGUUGGACUCGGUACAGUGCACGCCGGUCGCCAAGCGGCUGUGGGACAGCGGCCAGAAGGAGGCUGGGAGUGGUGGCAAUGGCAGCCGCAAAAUGGCCAAGUUCUCCACACCAGACCUGGCCGCCAACCGGCCACCCCAUCCCCCGCCACCCCAGCAGGCCCCAGUGGUGGCAUCAGCCCAGCCAGCUGGGGUGGCCGUGGCAGGGGCAGCGGGGACUGGGCAGGCAGCCGGUGGAGUGGUGUCAGCUGGGGGCAUGGUAAGCGGGCCCAGCACAUCGGAGCGGACCAGCCCUGGCACCUCAAGUGCCUACACCAGCGACAGCCCUGGCUCCUACCACAACGAGGAGGACGAGGAGGAGGACGCAGGCGAGGAGGGCACAGAUGAGCAGUACCGGCAGAUCUGCAACAUGUACACCAUGUACAGCAUGAUGAACGUCGGCCAGGCAGCUGAGAAGGUGGAGGCUCUCCCUGAGCAGGUGGCCCGUGAGUACCGGAAUCGCAUCCGGGUGCGGCAAGACUUGGCGUCCCUUCCUGCCGAGCUCAUCAACCAGAUCGGCAACCGCUGCCACCCCAAGCUAUACGAUGAGGGUGACCCCUCUGAGAAGCUGGAGCUGGUGACAGGCACCAAUGUAUACAUCACAAGGGCACAGCUCAUGAACUGCCACGUCAGUGCGGGCACACGGCACAAGGUCCUGCUGCGGCGGCUCCUGGCCUCCUUCUUUGACCGGAACACGCUGGCCAACAGCUGUGGCACUGGGAUCCGCUCUUCCACCAACGACCCCACCCGCAAGCCCCUGGACAGCCGCGUCCUCCACGCCGUCAAGUACUACUGCCAGAACUUUGCCCCCAACUUCAAGGAGAGCGAGAUGAAUGCCAUCGCGGCUGAUAUGUGCACCAAUGCCCGCCGCGUUGUACGCAAGAGCUGGAUCCCCAAGCUCAAGCCCCUCACGGCCGAGGGCGAUGUCUACACGACCUUCAUCAGCGACACCGGCAAGAUAGAGCCAGACAUGAUGGGCGUGGAGCAUGGCUUCGAGACAGCUAGCCACGAUGGCGACGCAGGCCCCUCAGCUGAGGCCCUGCAGUAACCCCACCGGACCCUUCCCUUGGAGCCGUCACACUCCCCCUCCCGCCACACCCACCCGCCAUCCUGGUCACGAGCUACUGUCUGCCCCUCCCCAG
Trichechus manatus latirostris (Florida manatee) is the source of this 1701-nucleotide messenger RNA. It is a transcript of the gene NACC1, whose product is annotated as nucleus accumbens associated 1. Bases 9 to 1607 code for a protein of 532 amino acids. The transcript is spliced from 5 exons. Lineage: Eukaryota; Metazoa; Chordata; Mammalia; Sirenia; Trichechidae. Gene Ontology annotation, molecular function: protein binding; RNA polymerase II cis-regulatory region sequence-specific DNA binding; DNA-binding transcription factor activity, RNA polymerase II-specific. Gene Ontology annotation, biological process: regulation of transcription by RNA polymerase II. The record is from RefSeq and is a predicted model, not a curated record.